Apiotrichum porosum is the source of this 1341-nucleotide messenger RNA. RefSeq lists its product as uncharacterized. Gene Ontology annotation, biological process: zinc ion transmembrane transport. The record is from RefSeq and is a predicted model, not a curated record. Bases 1 to 1341 code for a protein of 446 amino acids. The transcript has 7 exons. Gene Ontology annotation, molecular function: zinc ion transmembrane transporter activity. Gene Ontology annotation, cellular component: plasma membrane. NCBI's taxonomy places the organism in Eukaryota, Fungi, Basidiomycota, Tremellomycetes, Trichosporonales, Trichosporonaceae.
AUGCGUGCGCCUUCUCUCAGAGCAGUCCUUUCCCUCGUGGUCCUCGCGGCUCCGGCCGCAGCUCAGUUUGCGGCUGCGACGACGACCGGAGCUCUUGGGCCAUCACCCACCGAGUCGGCUGGGUGUUACACGCAUUCUGGGACUUGGGCCUGCGCCGCCUCGCGUACCGCUGUAGCCGCACCGGCUGCCACGUCGGAGGGAUGUGUGUGGCACGAGACGCACUGGGAUUGCGAGGACGAGCAUGACCACGAGGACGAUGAAAGCGGGGAAUGUAUUAUCCACGUGGGCCACACACAUGGCGACUGCUCGGCGGAACAACUCGCAUGUGGCGCAAUCUUGCUCGAGGAGUACAACCUCCCACUGCACGUGGCCUCAAUCUUCAUUAUCCUCGUCACAUCUGCACUGGGAGUCAUGAUUCCGCUCGUAGCUGGCUGGAAGACGAAUAAGGGCCGCAGCGUCACUCUGGACGCGGCGAGCUUUGGACGCGGUGUCGGCUUCUGGGGCAGUGUGUUCUUCCUUGCUAGGCAUUUCGGAACAGGCAUCAUUCUCGCCACAGCAUUUGUCCAUCUCCUGUACCACGGUUUCGUCAUGUUCGCCAACGACUGUGUCGGCCACCUCGUGUACGAGGCGACGGCCCCCGCCCUGGCGCUGGCGGCAGCCUUGCUCACCUUCCUGCUCGACUUUGUCGGCUCGCGCGUGGCACACGCCAAGCUGGACCGUAACGGUGCACACCGCCCGCACUCCCCCGCGAGCCCCGAGACGCCGCCAUCAGAUGACGACCAGUCCCGCGACAAGGACCAGGUGGCGGCCGAGCCCGUCAUUGGGACAGAGGUGUGCGCGCAUGCCGAAGCUGUCUUCCGUUCCGAGCAAGGAUGGCAGGUCGUCCUCCUCGAGGCGGGUAUCAUCUUCCAUUCGAUCAUGAUUGGCGUCACCCUCGGUGCCGGCUCGGGAGCGGGCUGGACCACACUCCUCAUCGUCCUCAUCUUCCACCAGUUCUUCGAAGGCGCGGCGCUCGGCGCACGUAUCGCCCUCUUGGCGUGGAUCUCGCGCAUGCGCGCGUUUGUGAUGGGAGCAGCGUUCAUGCUGGUCACUCCCAUCGGCGUCGCGAUCGGUAUCGGGGUGCGCAAGUCGUUUUCGCAAAACGGCAAGGCCGCGCUGCUGAGCGUCGGCGUCCUCAACUCCAUCUCGGCCGGUAUCCUCCUGUACACGGCGUUCAAGCUCCUCGCGGCGGACUUUGUCGACGGGCCCCUGCGGACCGCGCCGACCGGCCGAGUCGUCCUCGCCAUGGCGAGCAUGUUGACGGGCCUGGUGGCCAUGAGUGUGCUUGGCAAAUGGGCCUAG